GGUCACGUUAUCUCAGAGGAGGGGGAGCGAGGGGAGAGAGGGGGAGUCGGUGUGUGGAAGCACUAAGCUCCCUUCCGACGAGUCACAAGCUGCCUGCACUUAUCAUCAGAUAUUAGUCAGAGUUCACGGGAAAGCGGAACCAGCCGAAUAACAGCCGGGAACCGUGUCAAACCUUCCCCCCGGCACCGAGCGAUGUAUGUCGGACACCCUGCUCCGAUCUCACGGCAGGAGCUGGAUCAGACCGCGGGCUGGAUGCGAUAAGCUCCGAGGGCAUUAGAGGUGCACCGACGACAUGGGCAGGAAUAAAUAGUUGAAACACAUCAGUUUGGAUCCAGCCUAAGUCAUGGAUGCAAGCUGGAAAAACAGCUUGGAAGAGGAGCUCCUCUGUCCAAUUUGCCUGAAUGUUUUUGUUGAGCCCAUCCAGCUGCCAUGCAAGCACAACUUCUGCAAGGAUUGUAUCUCGGAGGCCUGGGCCAAAGACAAUGCUGCAGUGCGCUGCCCUGAGUGCAACCACAACUAUAACCAGAAACCAGCACUGGAGAAGAACUUCAAGCUUGCCAAUAUUGUCAAGCGGUUCAAUGCCUUGAACACUGAGAAAGCCCCGGUUGUCUUACAGUGUGUCCUCUGUCGACGAGGCCCGCCACUGCCUGUGCGGAAGGUCUGCCUGCGCUGCAAGGAGCCCUGCUGCCAAGUUCAUAUCCAGACGCACCUACAGCAGCCUUGUGCAGCCCCGGGACACCUGUUAGUUGACGCUGACGAGCUGAGCGCUUGGACCUGUCCCACACAUGAGGAGUACAGGCUGCUCCACUGUGAGGAAGAGCAUGUGGCUCUAUGUCCCUUCUGCUGCAUCUCGCACUGCACGAGCCAAAGACAUACAGUCUGCGAUGUGGAUAUGCAACGCAUACAAAUGCAGGCCACGUUAAUGAGGCAGCAAGACCGACUGGAGGGUCGUGUCCAGAACAUUGAUGAGCAGCUCGCCAAGCUGGAGGCUGACAAGACACUGAUGAAGGACACAGUGUCUGACCUGAAGGAGCGUGUGAGAGCCCAGUAUCAGAGGAUGCACAGGCUGCUGGAAGAGAACCAGUCUGACACCAUGCAGAUGCUGGAGAGCACCUGCUCCGUGUACGGGAGGAAACAAUCCCAGCAGGUGCUGCAGCUCAACGAGAGGCGUCAGGAAGCAGAGAAACUCCUGAGCUCAGUGCAAACGUUUCUUCAAAAAGCCGACAACAUCAACUUCAUGAAGAAUACAAAACCAUACCAGAUGCUGAUGGACAGGUCAACCUCUCACCUGAUUAGUGCCAUGCCUCCACUCGGACUGGGCCAGCUCAACUCUGAUCAUUUGCUAUCUGAACUCUCAGCGAGAGAGAAGAACCUGCGGAAAAUGCUGGAAGAGCCGUUGAACGAGUCAGCCAUUGUUGAGAUCGUCCAGUCUCGCGGCGGCUCUGCUGGCUCCCAAAUGGGGACGAGUUCAGCACCACAGAAGAGGAAGUACAGCAUGGCUUUCAUGGGAAGUAAAACAGAGAACUCCACCUCCCAGAAUCCUCACACUAGUUCCAGCCAUAUUCGGCUCCUUGACUCUCCAGCCCAUCACAUUAUGGGUGUAGGCUCCAGCUCUAGCCACCACUCAGGGACUAUAUUCCCCUCCUCCCACUUCCCCAGUGGAGGUGCCUCGCAACAAGCCAUGUACGAAGGGAGGAAAGUUCUUAUGUGCACUCUGAACAACUGCUGCUGCUCCAGGGCCCCCGCCGCUCGCGCCCGGCCUCCGUACCCGCCGUCGGGCUCCUUCGCCCCCAUGACCUCUCAGGAGUUUCCCCCACAUGCGAGCCAGCCGCUGCAGCAUUUCCCAAUCGGUGGACUGAUGGUGGGCUCGCAGGCGGCCCGGCACCCUGACUUCUACGAGCUGUACGGCCAGCCUUCAACCAAGCAUUAUGGGACCAAAUAGUGAAGCAGAGUCACUCUGUUCUAUUUUUUAUGCAGACUUGGAAUCAGCAUUUCCAUAUUUCCUUUUUAUUUUAUUGAAUUUCCACCUUGCAUCAGUGAUAUGUCGUCAACGUUGUGUCUCACUAGAUUAUUGUACGUGGAAUAAAUUAAUGGACGCACACAUACAGACUCACACAUCUUCAUGAAUUAUUUUUGACAUUUACUUGACCAUAUUAUGGGAAACCAUGUCCUGUUCACUUUCCGAAUCACAUAUACAGCAGUGAUGCUCUAAUUUGAAAGCAUUCUGUACUUGUAUUUAUUUUCUGUUUUAUUUUCGACUGGAAGUGCUAAUGUGAACAACAUAGUCUUAAAUCCAGUCAAGCAGUGAACUAAAAGAAAUGACAUAUCCUUCAUUAUGGGUUUCCAGAGACUUCAGUGCCUAAAAAGACUGUUAACUCGCUCUUAAUGUACUUGCAAGUUCCGAGCUCUUGAUUAUUUCCUGUUUGCGGCUGAAAGCAUGCAGGGAGCCUCCCUGUGCACUCCAAAGUCCAUGUGGCUUUACAAACACACUGGGCUACAUUUGCUUGUCAGGUUUUUCAUGGAUUUUUUAAUAUAUACGAUUAUGAAUAAACCAAAAAGAUGUGGAAAAUAUUGAAUAAACAAGCAUAUUAAAUCACA
Molecule: messenger RNA, 2598 nt
Organism: Hippoglossus stenolepis (Pacific halibut)
Lineage: Eukaryota; Metazoa; Chordata; Actinopteri; Pleuronectiformes; Pleuronectidae
Gene: trim8a
Product: tripartite motif containing 8a
Exons: 7
Coding region: 344-1942 (532 amino acids)
Source: RefSeq, a predicted model, not a curated record